This is a messenger RNA of Diabrotica virgifera virgifera (western corn rootworm), 974 nucleotides long. RefSeq lists its product as uncharacterized. The record is from RefSeq and is a predicted model, not a curated record. The transcript has 2 exons. Bases 484 to 792 code for a protein of 102 amino acids. Lineage: Eukaryota; Metazoa; Arthropoda; Insecta; Coleoptera; Chrysomelidae.
GCUACUGUCAGUCAUGUUUUCCUAUAGUAUAGAAGGCUUAGAUAGAAGGUUAUGUAAGAUUUUUGUUUGUUUAUUUUUUCUUCUUCUUUUGUGGCCUUUGGAAGCUGUGCCCAUUUAGCCAGCAACAUUUUUUAAAAUUAAUGCCUAACUAAACCUAAAUGCUAAACCUACCAUACAAGAAAACCAUUACGAACCUAAACGACCAAUCAAGGAUACGGAAGGGAAAGUAAAGUUAUUUAAAAAAUAAACCAUUGUUAAAAUAUAAACUAAAUAAAUAAAAUAUAAAUUGAAAACAAUAAUUUGACAUUAUAAAUGUAACCUCCAAUAUUAUGACAGACGUCAGUUACCAUGACAUCAUAUAUUAUACUCGUCACUAAUUCUAGCCAAUGAAAUGCUUGCUGUAAUAGGAAUGGCAUAUCAAAAAAAUCUGACUAUUCUCUAUAUAUUUUUUCAAAUUUAGAAUAUGGCAACAAGGGGAAAGUUAUGUGCAUUCCUCAUUGUUUGACUUUUCCUAUAUCUUUAGUAUCAGGUCAUCCUACAAUACAAAUACUUCCUGCAAUGAUUGGAAGUAAUGCAGAACAAGAAUUGAAUUUGGAAUCGCCGAGAAAAAGGAUUGGUGUACAAAAUAAGAAAGUAUAUAAAGGACAACAAACAUCUUCCAUAAGCGAUCAAAAUUGUAUAACUGAAAUUCAGGAAAUAGAUUCUGCUCCACCUUUAGGUUUCCAUACUUCUAAAGGAAAAACGGACCCUUAUAGGCUCGCUAUAUACUUUACUAUGGCCAAAAAGCGGUAGUGAGAAAAGAAGACAUAACAUCAGAAGAAACAGAAAUGACAAAAAAAAAAGGUGUUCGACAAGGGUGUAUACUUUCACCAAUAUUAUUUAAUAUAUAGGUACUCGGAAGACAUAUUAAGUAAGACAAUGGAUGAAAUAAACAUAGGCAUUAGAAUUAAUGGCAUGAUCAUAAAUAACCUGAG